Osmerus eperlanus (European smelt) is the source of this 1748-nucleotide messenger RNA. RefSeq lists its product as uncharacterized. Lineage: Eukaryota; Metazoa; Chordata; Actinopteri; Osmeriformes; Osmeridae. The transcript has 8 exons. The record is from RefSeq and is a predicted model, not a curated record. Bases 711 to 1328 code for a protein of 205 amino acids.
UUGAUGGGACCUUCAUUGCCAAAGACAUCGAUGUGCACCAAUUUGUUGAGGAUAUCAGGAGUAACAUGAAAAGUAAUCCUGGCACAGGAAGCUGUGGAGCCAGUCAGUGGUCUGCUGCACGUGAGACUGCCAGACGAGCAAACAAGCUGGAUGAAGAGGGCCUUGAGGUGGCUGUUUGCAGACACGGAGUGCUACUCAAGGCCCUCAACAUGUAUAGAGGGGAAAUAUUUGCAUAUCCACUGUUCCUGCAGAAGGAGCUUCAGGCAGCCACCAAUGGGCAGUUCUAUUGCACAGACAUAGCGUGCAAGUAUUGGCCCUACCUAGAGAAAAUGGCAGUCUCCAUGUUGAAACUCAAACCUCUUCUUCAGAUGAAGCCAUUCCUGUCUGUAAUGCAUACCAAGGCCCAUUCAACCAAGUGUGAGAUAGUCUGGAGUGGAAAAAACCAGGAGGGUGCUGGCACAACUGCAGGGGAGGAGGUCGAGAUGGUAAACAGCUACCUGUCUCGUUGUGCCCUCACAACAAAGUACAUGACCAAAUCAGCUCGGAAUGACAUGCAAUUGGGUGGAACCGACGGAAGCAGGAUGGCCUUCAUCUUGCAUUAUCCCGCAGAUACAUCAAGACUUUCCAAAAGGCAGAAUCUGAGGCUCAGAGAAUGGUGGCUCUGACCAGUGAGCUUGGGUGUCCUGAGGACAGCGUGCAGCAGUGGGUGCAUGAUGUUACACAGUGGGCUACUGAUGACAGCAACAAAAUUCGCCACUUGUGACGAAGGAAAUUGGGGGAUGAGAAGAGAACUCUUCGAUUCAAUCAAGUGCUACAAUGAACAGGUGCCAGAUGAGGAACGCAUCGCCGAGGAGAAGGUGGAGAAUGGACUCUCUGUGGUGGGAGGAGACAGUGGGGCAGACAGUCUCAUAUGGCCAUGGGAAGUGAACAACAGUGAAUCCAGCAACAUCCUCACCAAAAAGAAAAUCUUUGACGUGUACAUGUCUACACUGAGGCUCCAAGAGGAAAAGAUCAUUUUGAUGAGGGAGAUGAGACAGCACUGCACCUAUCUUGGAAGGCUGGCAGAGAGCAUUAGGGCAAUAACAUCAGAGAUGUCUUCUGGCAGAAACAGUGACGGUUUAAGUGACGAGGGUCAUCGAGGGCUACUGUGUCUUCUGAAGAAAAAACUUGCAGAUGUGCAAGAGAGGUUCCAGGCUGUGUGCUUGAGUUACAGCCAGGCUUUAGGACCAAGUGCUGCUUCUCUCCUUGAGGACGUGCCCGAGGAGAUACUGGGGGAUCCUAUAGAGGUUCAUCAUGAGAGCUCCGAUGACAGUGAUGAACAUGUGUAAAUAUGUGGAUGUGUAAAUAUGUGGAUGUAUGUGUACGUUUCCUAUUACUUUGCCAACAAAAGGAAUUAAUUUAGUGCGAACUGAACAUCAGCUCCCUCACCAAGAAAGAGGAUGUACUUCCUACGGCAGCUGAAAAAAAUCUACCUGCCAAAGACAAUGAUGGUGCACUUCUACACAGCCAUCAUUGAGUCCAUCCUCACCACCUCCAUCACCAUCUGGUACGCUGCUGCCACUGCCAAGGACAAGAGCAGACUGCAGCGCAUCAUCCGCACUGCUGAGAAGGCUGCAAUCUGCCUACCCUCGAGGACCUGCACAACUCGAGGACCCUGAGGCGUGCGAGAAAGAUUGUGGACGACUCCUCCCACCCUGGACACUGUUUCAGCCACUCCCCUCCGGCAGAAGGCUGCAGUCCAUCAGGAC